AUGUCGCCUCCAACUAUAGAGAGUACGUCUCAAUCGAUCUACGACAAUCUUAUAUCCACAAUCAUCCAAGACAUUGUUGCACGGACCACUACGCAAGCCCAAGCUCUGCGUUUUAGAUAUGGCGAUGAUCCGAAGCCCUACUACUACGACAAAUCAGGCAAUCUUGACAUUCAUGGGAUGCCAAAACAGCAAGAUAGUGCUAUUUAUUUUCACUGUGACAAUUGCAACAGAGACGUCUCGGCAAAUCGGUUCGCAGCACACGUUGAAAGGUGUUUGAGCCGUGGUAGGAGAAGCUAG
Molecule: messenger RNA, 297 nt
Organism: Lachancea meyersii CBS 8951
Lineage: Eukaryota; Fungi; Ascomycota; Saccharomycetes; Saccharomycetales; Saccharomycetaceae
Source: the annotation of a GenBank genome assembly